This is a messenger RNA of Drosophila obscura, 1052 nucleotides long. RefSeq lists its product as uncharacterized. The coding region runs from base 96 to 548 and encodes 150 amino acids. NCBI's taxonomy places the organism in Eukaryota, Metazoa, Arthropoda, Insecta, Diptera, Drosophilidae. The transcript has 3 exons. Gene Ontology annotation, molecular function: DNA binding. The record is from RefSeq and is a predicted model, not a curated record.
UUUUGCGACUAUCAUGUAUCAAGCUACAGUUGUUGCGCUCUAAAAUCCGAAGACAAAGUGGUAAACAAAUCGACUGCUGGCAUCAAAUUUGUACAAUGGACAAGUUCCUAAAAGGUUUCAAUGCAAGGAAAAUGCGGAAAAAAAGCAUCGAGGUCCAAGAAAGGGAGCAGUUUGGUAGACAAUGCGGAACAAAAUAUCCAACAAUGCGGAAACUUGGCUUAGGUAUAGUGUGGGACUGUUUCGAGAAAAGUCAGGAUGGGAAAAAAGCAAAGUGCCGCUUUUGUCGGAGAUCUUACAAAACCAGUGGCAACACCUCGAAUCUUCUCGAUCAUCUGAAGCGCGCUCACCCCUCUUACAGCGAUUUAAUAAAUAACAACGAAAAAAUGUUGGACCGUGCUUUGAUGCAAAUGAUUGCUCUCAACGUGCAACCAUUUUCAAUCGUUGAGGACGCCGGAUUUCGCAAUUUGUUGUAUCGUCUGGACUCACAGUAUGUCUUACCGUCGCGGAUGUCUUACCGUCGCGGAAUACGAUGCAGAACGUGCAUAUGAAAAAUUUGUAUACGGAGUUAGUCGAAAAACUACAGAAUAUUUUAUACAACGUAGAUAGCUGCGCCGUAACAAUGGAUUGCUGGACCUCGAGGGCCAACGAUGGGUACUUGACUGUAACCAUCCAUUUUAUAGACGAAAAAUUCGAUCUCAAAAGUGUAGUGUUGUGAACCGAAAAGCUAGAAGAUCUCCCUAAUCAUUCUUCAGAAAACAUUGCAGAUAUUUGCGCAAGGUUUUAUGUAAUUGUUUUUUAUUUGACAAAGUUGUUGCCAUAGUAACUGACAAUGCGAGAUCCAUGUUAAAGGCAUGUGAGAUUCUUGAAAAACGCCACCUACCCUGCUAUGCCCACUGCUUGAAUUUAGUGGUGCAAGAUUGCUUGGCCCAAGAAUAUUUGAAAACACUGCUGUUGAAGUGCAAGCGAAUUGUUACAUUUUUUAAAAGUAGCACGAUUUUUAUUCCCGUACUCAAAAAAGAGUUAAGGGGUAUAUUCAGGGGUGCCACAGAAAU